Coccinella septempunctata (seven-spotted ladybird) is the source of this 5511-nucleotide messenger RNA. RefSeq lists its product as uncharacterized. The record is from RefSeq and is a predicted model, not a curated record. The transcript has a single exon. Gene Ontology annotation, molecular function: nucleic acid binding. Bases 1 to 5511 code for a protein of 1836 amino acids. NCBI's taxonomy places the organism in Eukaryota, Metazoa, Arthropoda, Insecta, Coleoptera, Coccinellidae. Gene Ontology annotation, biological process: DNA integration.
AUGGAAGAAAAAUUGGGAGAACAAAUGACUAUCGGCCAAGACCUGUGCAAAAUAUUAUCUUCACUCAAGAAAGACGGGUCCGCACGCAAAACAGAGGAAUACUUCAAGAAAAAAUCCAUGAUGGCCGCAGAUCUACUGAACAAAUUCCAAGAAAAUCAUAACGAACUCCGGAAAUCCCUUGAUGAAGAGCAUUCCUACUUCAAACAAGAUUUACAUAGUCAGAUAUCCAAAUGCUACCAAGAAAUCAAGAACUAUAUCAAUACAUGGCAGAAGUCCUCUCCGAUGUCAGAAGAAGUCAACUACCACCACCCUUCCAUCCUUCAAAUUCAAAUAAAAUUGGAUUUAUUCAAAAGGGAAAUGGAAAGGGCCCAAGCAAAAAUACAGUGCCAACUACAUCCCAAAAUAUACAACUUCCUCGAAGCAAACCUAACCAGGAUCUGGCGGGACAUAGAAGCACUCUAUGAACAGAUGCUAGCUAUCAAUGAAGAAGAAGUAAUCAAAUACAAGAAAACCGGAAUCUUCGAAAAAUUUAGAACCAAAUAUGAGGAAAUCAUAGAAGAAAUAAUCACUGCUUCUCCGACUGAUACUAAACAGUUCCAAAACAAAAACAUUUCCAUAAAUUUACCACGGAUCAGCAUCCCUAUCUUCACUGGUGACUACGAGACCUGGAUCACAUUCCGAGAUAUAUUCAUUCAAACCAUACACCAAAACCAUGAACUAGGGGACGCUGAAAAAAUGCAAUACCUGAAGAGCCAAACCAGGGGUGAAGCAGCGAAGCUCAUUCAACAUUUAGAAGUAUCAUCAAGAAACUACCCUAUCGCCUGGGAAUUGAUAAAGAGGAGGUACAACAACAACAGACUUCUCUUCAGCAAGUACGCCGACAACAUCUUGAAUCUACCAAUUUUGCAACAAGAGUCGGCAGCAUCCAUUAAAAAACUUCACGACACUGUUCAAGAAAAUCUGAGAGCCAUAGAAAAUAUGGGAAUCACAGCCGAACAAUUGGGUAGCAACAUAAUAGCGCAUAUGCUGCUAAAGAAAUUAGACAGCGAUUCAAGAAGGCUCUAUGAACAAUCUACCACAACACACAAGGAUAUUCAAGAACUGGCAGAUCUUUUGGAGUUUCUAGAAAAUCGAUUCCAAUCCCUCGAAGCACUUCGAGGCACAAUUAAAAAAUCAGAUCAUCCAUCAACAGGACAAAGACAUAAAUUUCAAAACUACCACACCGACUUACAAUCAUGCAGUUUAUGUGACAGCAACCAUGAAAUUUUCCGUUGCCAAAAAUUCAAGGAUAUGUCAGUAAAAGAACGAAACGAUUUUGUACGAAAACAACACCUCUGCAAGAAUUGUUUGAAGCAUCCGAGCAAUACGAAAUGCCCGAGCAAGAAUCUCUGCUUCAAAUGUAACAACUUUCAUCACUCAUCAUUGCAUUGGGAAAAUUAUCGGAACUUCAAAACAAAUUUAAAUCAGCAAGGACAGAAGCAAGAUACCUCCAAAAGUCAACGCACAAGAGAGCAUGCAAAUGGAUUCGAGUCCCAUCUAGGAAAAGCUUCAAAUAACAAUGAUGGACCAACCAUCCCCAUCCUGGCCACAGCAUUCGUUAAUGUUGAAAACAACAAAGGGUACCAUGAACUUAUGCGAGUUCUUAUUGAUCCAGGCUCCCAAGUAUCAUUUAUAACUGAAGGAGCCGCAAAUACCUUAGGAAUGCCCAAGCAAAGGCAUCAUGCGAACAUAACAGGGUUAGGAUCUUGCGACGCAGGGACUUCAAAAUGGAAAAUCCACACCGUGAUGAAACCAAGACUUUCAAGCGACUUCAAAUUACAAGCCGAGCUAUACAUCCUACCAAAAUUGACCAGCUCCAUGCCUCAACAAUCGAUAACUGCUGACGAAAAUUGGAACAACGUAAUCCUUGCCGACCCCACUUACUACAAACCCGGAAAAAUCGACAUUCUCCUAGGAAUCGACUUAUAUACGGAAAUCGUACAGGAUGGUGUUAAAAAAUCUAAAAAUGGUCUGCUUGCACAAAACACUGAGUUAGGAUGGAUUCUCUCCGGUAGCACAUCAGCUGGUCCACAACUCCAAAUAACCAGUAUGAUCGCCACCACUGCACCGGAAAUACAGAUAACAAAAUUCUGGGAAAUAGAAGAAGCAGAUACCCUCACAAACAACAACAGCCAGGAAAGUCCCUGCCAAGAAUUCUUCAAGAAAACUUACACAAGAAAUCAGGAUGGCACAUAUACUGUACGACUGCCAUUCAAGGAGAAGGAACAAUUGCUAGGACAAUCAAGAAAAACCGCCAUCGCUCGACUUUUGCAGAUAGAGAAGAAGUUCGAAAAGGACGAGAAAUUGGAAGCAAUGUACAAAGAAUUCAUGUGGGAAUAUAUCGAACUAAAACACAUGACUCCAGCAAAUCAGACGACCAGCACAAGAUACUACAUUCCGCAUCAAGCAGUAAUAAAAGAGGACAGAGAAACAACAAAACUGCGUGUCGUAUUCGACGCGAGCCAGAAGACCAGUACCGGAAUCAGUUUAAAUGAUAUAUUACACACUGGUCCCAAGCUUCAACAAGACUUGAUUGAUAUAUUAUUGAGAUGGCGAAAAUACGAAAUCGCGUUGACUGCAGAUGUGGAAAAAAUGUACAGGCAGGUCAAACUACAUGAAGAUGAUCAAACAUUCCACACUAUUUUAUGGAGGUUCAACAAAAAUGACCCAAUCCAGGAAUAUCAACUCACGACAGUCACCUACGGAACCGCUCCCGCUGCCUACCUUGCUAUAAGAACCAUGCACCAAUUAGCCAUGGAUGAAUGCGACAAAUUCCCGAGAGCUGCGGAACUGAUACUUGAAGAUUUCUACGUCGAUGAUUUUCUCUCCGGCGCCCACAAUAAAGAAGAGGCACAAAAAAUCAGACAAGAAGUUAAAACGCUACUUCUCAAGGGAGGAUUCAACAUUCGAAAAUGGAAAAGCAAUCUCACAUUAAAUGAUGAUACGUCCUUUCAAGAUUUCAACAGCAGAGAGGACAUAACCAAAAUUCUGGGAAUUAAAUGGUCACCACAAAAUGAUAACUUCCAAUACACUAUUAAACAAACUUCCAAUCGAACAAACACAAAAAGACAAGUGCUAUCUGAAAUUGCUUCAAUAUUCGAUCCAUUAGGUCUCAUGGCUCCAAUUGUAAUCAAGGCGAAAAUAAUUAUGCAAGACAUAUGGAAAACUGGUAAAAAAUGGGAUGAAGCUAUUCCUACAGAAAUCCAAACAGCAUGGGACAAAUUCAAAGAAGAACUGCCAAUAAUAGAAAACCUGCAACUACCACGAUGGUUCCAGUAUAAUCCAGAGCAGCCCAUUGAACUACACGGAUUCUGUGAUGCAUCGCAAAGAGCCUAUGGAGCAGCAAUAUACACCAAAGCAGUCGUGAAGGACAAAACCCAGACAACAUUGCUAGUAGCCAAAACAAAAGUUGCACCUGUAAAAAACAAAUUAACUAUCCCGCAAUUGGAACUUUGUGCCGCAACAUUAUUGGCGAAACUGAUGAAACGAACAAUUACAGCCCUGAAGAUCGCCGACAUAAAUAUUUACACAUGGUCAGACUCAAAAGUUGUAUUAGCCUGGUUACAGAAAACUCCGAAUAAGCAAAACGUCUUCAUAGUCAACCGAGUCAACGAAGUUCAUCGCUUACUAGGUCAAGUUCAAUGGAACUACGUGAAAUCGGAGGAGAAUCCAGCUGAUUUACUAUCCAGAGGCGCGCUACCAAGUAAACUCCAGAAAAACACAUUAUGGUGGAAUGGACCUGCAUGGCUCAAAACAUCAAGUAGUGAAAUCAAGAGAACUGAAGGGAUUCCGAAAGAAAUCGUAAUGAAUAACGAAGAAUUUCAAGAACUAACGGUGUUUACCACCAAGACCAAUGGACCUCUAGAAUUGUUAACAAAAUUCUCAUCCUGGAAGAAGACAAAACGAGUGAUGGCCUAUUGCAAAAGGUUCAUAAACAAUUGCAGAUCCAGGAAUGCGACCGAGUUACCAAAAAAGCGAGCACCCCCAUUCAUCACACCGACCGAACUUCAAUGGGCGAAAACAACACUCAUAAAAUUGGUCCAGAAUGAACAUUUUCAAGAGGAAUUAACCCGAUUAAACAACAAUCUAACUAUCAAAAGGACUGAUCACCUUAAAAACUUGGACCCCUACAUAGACGAAGAGGGAGUGCUUCGUGUUGGAGGUAGACUACAAAACUCAUCUCUGAGCUUCAACCAAAGACACCCAAUAAUUCUACCAACAAAAUGCCAUCUGACUGACAUAAUUAUCCGAAACGCACACUACGAAACCCUGCAUGGAGGAACACAACUGACAUUAAGUCAAGUUAGACAAGAAUACUGGAUACCACAUGGAAAAAAUAAAAUCAAACACAUAAUAAGGAGUUGUGUUAUAUGCACUCGAUAUCGUUCCACUCCAUGUGUCCAGAAAAUGGGAAAUCUACCGAGAGAAAGAGUUAAUCCCUCCAACCCAUUCACUAAUGUUGGGAUAGACUAUGCCGGCCCGAUACAAAUGAGAUUAUCCAGAGGUAGAGGAUCCAAAUCCUUCAAGGGAUACAUCUCCAUUUUCGUCUGUCUCGCAACAAAGGCAAUACAUCUGGAAGCAGUAAGUGACCUUUCUACAGAAGCAUUCAUGGCUGCAUUCAGAAGAUUCACCUCGCGACGUGGGUUAUGCUCUGCAAUAUUCAGUGACAAUGGAACCAAUUUCAUCGGAGCUAAACGUAUACUUGACAAAGAAUAUCAAGAAGCCAUUAAUGAAAGUUCAAUAGAGAAGGCAUUAGCAGAAAAAUCGAUAAAAUGGCACCGCAUACCACCUGGCAGCCCUCAUUUCGGCGGACUAUGGGAAGCUGGCGUAAAAUCUACGAAGUUUCACCUACGAAGAAUUGUUGGAGACCACAAACUGACCUUUGAAGAAAUGAGUACACUCCUAUGUCAAAUAGAAGCAUGCCUCAACUCUCGCCCUCUUAUCCCAAUCACCGAAAAUCCACAAGAAUUAGAUGUGCUGACGCCUGGACAUUUUCUCAUAGGAAAAUCACUACAUUCAAUCCCUGAACCAGAGAUCAAUGAAAAGAAUAUCACCCUACAAGAUAGAUGGAGGCUUAUACAAAAAAUGAAACAAGACUUCUGGAAGAAAUGGACAUCGGAAUAUCUCUCCAGAUUGCAACAAAGAAGCAAAUGGACGAAUAGAAAAGAAAACAUGAAAAUAGGAGAUAUCGUACUAGUCAAACAGGACAACGUUAAUCCCAACUAUUGGCCCUUGGGAAGAGUGACGCAGUGUCACCCAGGAAACGACGGACUUGUGAGAGUGGCUACGAUACGAUGCAAAGAUGGGAAAGAGAUCAGAAGACCUAUAACCAAAAUCUGCAUACUCCCGGUCGAGCAAGAAGAAAGAAGAAACGAUAAGACUAACAAAGUCGGACCUUCCUCGAAAAAUAAAGAAUUCCAGACGAGAGACCAACUCCGGACGUCAGCUCCCAUUCAUGACCAUGCCCAAUAA